AUGGAAGUCAACACAAAUGAAGAAGCCUCAGAACAGAGUGUGGGAGAAAAUGUGUUGAAGGAUGCCAGUGACAAUAAUAAAGCUACUAACAAAAGCAAGGGAAAAAUUUACUAUUUAAUUGUGUUUUUCAGACAAGACAAAAUAGAAGAUGAUGGUAUAAAGUAUGUAACUAAAAAAGAAGAAAUCGAACAAGAAAAAACAAUGCAACAUUCAACAUCUUGUGUCCGGAGAGGACGUGUAAAUUAUGCUAAAUUCAUUAACACAAAUAUGAGAACUUACAAUGAACCAAUUCCCUACAUAGAUCCAAAAGAAGGGCCCGAAGUGCAGAGUCACUGGUGGCCAUCUGAGUCACAGGAGUGUCGACGACCACCUUUUGACAGUCAGAGUACCCAGAGGAGUGACUUCCAAAAACCAACAGGUCAACUGUCUUAUCCAGUCAAAUUCAGCAGGCUGCAAAAGCCUUCUUGUGGAAUAGUUCCACUUGUCUGUGAGGAUUUAAGAGAACUUCAAAACAAUUUUAGAGAACGCAUCUCUUUUAUACACCAAUACGAUUCCAGGAGAACUCCCAAUGAGCCCAACAGGGGCAAGAGACAUGGAGCUUUUGUGCAGACAGAGUUGAAGCCAAGGAGUGGGCUAGCUCUGAAGGGAACAGAGGUAUUACUGAGUACUUUGGGGUCAUGUUCAUCAAAAUGGUCCAACAACAAAGGCAAUUCAGCAGGAAGCAGAAUGACCUCAGCAGGUCUCUGCAGACAGAAUUCCCAAGAGCUAAAAGACUUGAAAACUCACUUAUCAGAAGCAGACAGCAGACAGUGACAGCCAAGCCAUUCCCCCAGAAGCCGGAGCGAAGGGAGAAGAUGGAAGGCAUCCUUCCAACAACUGCUAGACAGACAUGCUUGUCUCAUCAUGCCCGAGCCCCCCAAACCACCAAUGAAAGUCAGGAUGCCUAUGUUCAUGGAUAAACCUGACCUGUGGUGAUGGCUAUAACCAGAAGACACUCAUUGGGGCAGUGGGCUUGUAGUGCUCAGGAUCAGGAGUAAAAGAACCAAAGAAAGUCAGCCAGAUCUCACCCUA
Molecule: messenger RNA, 1071 nt
Organism: Dipodomys ordii (Ord's kangaroo rat)
Lineage: Eukaryota; Metazoa; Chordata; Mammalia; Rodentia; Heteromyidae
Gene: Cimip6
Product: chromosome unknown open reading frame, human C2orf73
Source: RefSeq, a predicted model, not a curated record